AUGCAAUCCGCAAGACGAGAAGUCGUUCAUUGCGGUUACUUAAAAAAGGCUCCAUUGGAAAAUAAAUCAUCUCUAUUAUGGCGAAAUCGCUGGUUCGUUUUAUUAGAUUCAGAGCGUGUAAUGGCGGAUGGGUCAAAACUAGUGCGAUUGGAGUAUUACAAAGAUAAAGAUGCCUGGACAAAUGGAAAAGAGUAUGCAGGCAUUAUUCAUUUCGAUACGAUCAAAUCAAUUUCACCUGGUAAACGACGUAAAGGAGACUUGCAUGUUAUGGAAUUAUUGACCAAUGAUAGGAAAUAUUUAUUGGGUACACGCGAUUUAGAUCAUUACCGUGAAUGGAUGACGAAAUUGAAUAACUUAUUAAUGGAUUUGAGGAUGGGAGGAUUUCAACAGCGUUAUAAUGUCUCAGCUACAACAAGACAUAUUACCGGUAGUGGAGGACUUAGCAGUUCUGCUAAUCCGUCGAAAGCUGUUGAUGAUUUAUUGGCUUCAACACCUGACCAGCAAUUAGCUGGAGUGGUACCGUUGAGGCCUACACGUGCAUCGAGAUACAUGAAAAAUUCUGAUGAUAGGCGCUCAGGACGUAGAAAAAGUUGGACAACAUCCAUUUGGUCGUCCAUUUCCAAGAAGUUUUCUUCGUCAUCUUCUACAAGCCCCAAUGCUAAAAAUUAUGAUUGUCAAAACUUUGACUUUCUUAAUCCAGUGAAUGAUUGUGUAUUCGACGAUGACGCCAAUCAUAAUAAGUUACCAGAAGAAAGGACUCGCGUAAACAGUUCGUGUAAAAUAACACCCGGAUCGCCAGCUAAUGCCAGCCCGAAACUGACCAGUUCUCAAGAUUCUCUAAGGAUACAAUCCGAAAAUAAAAAGUAUGUUAGUCGAUUUGCAACAAACUCAUCUUCACCGGCAGAUAAUCGGGUAAGCUAUUCCGUCAUUACUACUGAGAGUAAAUGUAUUUUGCACUUGCAGAAAUAUCCGUAUCACUUAACUCCACAAAUGGCGUCUCGACAGGCAUCAGAAGAUCUCUCUUUUUGGGCAUUGAAAAGAGCAUCUAUUAGAAGAUCUUCUGAACCUUAUUCGCGUAAUAAUGAAGAUGAAAUAGAUCCAACCAAUGAUAGAAAAAAAAGUAUUCAUAAAUCACAAAAUCUGUUCGUUGGCUCAAAUAUAGAACUCAAUCGAGAAAUAGCUCAUCAGCGACUAAAAGAAUUUUCAAAAACUAUGGAUCUUGAAUGGCCCUUCGAUAAACUGAGUAAACGUUAA
Trichoplax adhaerens is the source of this 1254-nucleotide messenger RNA. RefSeq lists its product as uncharacterized. The transcript is spliced from 10 exons. The record is from RefSeq and is a predicted model, not a curated record. Bases 1 to 1254 code for a protein of 417 amino acids. NCBI's taxonomy places the organism in Eukaryota, Metazoa, Placozoa, Uniplacotomia, Trichoplacea, Trichoplacidae.